UCAAUGGAUUCGUCCCUGAAGUGCAACUGAUGGUUAAUGCAAUAUUUCCGUAGAUGUUCUUCAUGGAGUAACCUAUAGCUUACAUGCAGGACAUCAUACCUUUAGCGUUAAAUAUUUCGUCGAAGAUUGCUCCCAGACAGUUUUUCUAGCCGCUUCGUGUCCUUUUGGCACCUGGCAGCCUUAAGUCUGCCGAACGUCGCUGCAGUUGGUGACUGACCGGACCAGGGUCUGAUCGCCAGGCAUGGGCUCAAGGGGAACGGAGAGGCGUAAACACCACACGCCUGCACAGACCCCCGAGGGCAACGUUGUCAUGAGCUUCAGCUUUGAGAGCUACCAGCUGGAGGAGGAGGACUGCCACACCAAAGACAUAUCGGAGAAAGGAGUCCUCGCUCUGUCCGAGCCUGCUUUUGAGGAGCCAAUUCCAGAUGAUCGUUACCAUGGGAUAUACUUUGCCAUGUUGCUGGCUGGAGUUGGCUUUCUUCUGCCUUACAACAGUUUUAUCACCGAUGUGGACUACCUACACCAUAAGUUCGAAGGCACAUCCAUUGUCUUUGACAUGAGUCUGACGUACAUCCUCAUUGCCUUGGUGGCUGUGAUACUGAACAAUGUCCUGGUGGAGAGGCUGAGCCUGCACACCAGGAUCACAGUGGGUUACAUCUUUGCUCUGGGGCCGCUGCUGUUCGUCAGCAUCUUUGAUGUGUGGCUGGAGCAGUUCACCACAAAGCAGGCGUAUGUCGUAAACUUGGUCUCCGUGGGUGUCGUGGCAUUUGGAUGUACAGUGCAGCAGUCAAGUUUCUAUGGCUACAUGGGAAUGCUUCCAAAGAGAUACACACAAGGCGUUAUGACAGGAGAAAGUACCGCAGGGGUCAUCAUCUCCCUCAGCCGCAUCUUCACCAAGCUGCUGAUCAAGAAUGAGAGGAAGAACACCAUCAUCUUCUUCCUCAUCUCGAUCUGCAUGGAGCUCAUGUGCUUCGUCCUACACCUGCUGGUGCGACGCACACACUUCGUCCGCCACUAUACCAGCCUUGCCCGCCAAGGCCUCUGCCACCCCAAGGACCACACGCAUCAGUCGGGCGCACAGUACCAGGUCCACCAUGAUGUCAUUACAGAGGAUGUAAGAUUUGGUAACGGUGCAGUGGGCGGCUCCCCCCCUGAGCAGUCCCAUGAGGGAGAAUAUGCAGGGGGAAACACAUAUGUGAGAUUUGGCGGCCCCAAAGCAAAAAGCAAGAGCAGCUGGCCGGGGUUAAAGGAUAUGAUCCUGCAUCGCUAUGUGGUGGCCCGUGUCAUCUGGACCUAUAUGCUAUCAAUCGCCAUCACAUACUUCAUCACCUUGUGCCUGUUUCCUGGUCUAGAGUCUGAGAUCCGCAAUCCCACUUUAGGGGAAUGGCUGCCUAUCCUCAUCAUGGCUGUCUUUAACAUGGCCGACUUUGUUGGCAAAAUCCUGGCAGCUCUUCCCUACGAAUGGAACGGAAGCCGCCUUCUGUUUUUCUCCUGCCUGCGUGUGGUCUUCAUCCCCCUCUUCAUCAUGUGUGUAUACCCCGUUCAGAGUCCCACCCUCGGCCACCCGGCCUGGCCCUGCAUCUUCUCCCUGUUCAUGGGCAUCACUAAUGGCUACUUUGGCAGCGUGCCCAUGAUCCAGGCAGCAGGCAAAGUGGCCCCUGAACAAAGGGAGCUAGCAGGUAACACGAUGACUGUGUCCUACAUGACCGGCUUGAUGAUGGGGUCCGUGGUGGCCUAUGCGGCCUACAGCUUCACAGCCCAAGGGCCCGGGGCCCACCCAGCCACACGCUCUAACUUCACUCUGGGCUACUGACUUAAUGGGGCUCAGUAAGACCUCUCUGCCAAAAACAAGUCUACAAUGUCCAUUCCAUAAAACACUUCACAAGGUGGCAGUAUGUAUGCUUUGAUGUAGCAAGAAUCUCUGCAAAAUACCACAGCCACACGCACCACAGGCUCUGGGCCUCGCUACCACUCAGAUUUAUACAGAAUGUAGUCAGCGAAGCAGAGCAGGCCAUAGACUUUGUAAAGAUAUAAAUGUACAUGCUGCAUUGUGUUGCCUUUCACUGUAGUUCUGUUUCGCUAUAAAUCUACAUGGCAUAAGUGCGCCCCCUUGUGUCAAAACGGGUGAUUUUCCUCUCUUGCUGUUAAAUGUUUUGUUGGAGGAUCCAUAACGCUGUGAAUUUUUUUUAUUUGGGCCAUUAUUUAGCUGGUACUUAAGACCACAGAUGACACAGAUGGAGUAUAUGGGUUGAAAAUAUACUGGAAAUUGAUGGAUGGUCUGCCAGCAUUUUUGUUUUGUUGUUUUCUAAAAAAAAAAAGUCUUGAGUCUGAAUGAUCCACAAGGGGAAAUGGUGUUUCCUGUAAGCUCUAAAGAAUCUGUUAAAUGGAGCCUGAUUGAUUUACCUCUUUGCUAAUGCAAGUUGAAUGUUUAUUACUGUGAAUAAAAGCUUUUUUUUUUAUUUCUA
Clupea harengus (Atlantic herring) is the source of this 2465-nucleotide messenger RNA. RefSeq names its product solute carrier family 29 member 4a (gene slc29a4a). Gene Ontology annotation, molecular function: monoamine transmembrane transporter activity; nucleoside transmembrane transporter activity. The record is from RefSeq and is a predicted model, not a curated record. Gene Ontology annotation, biological process: nucleoside transmembrane transport. Gene Ontology annotation, cellular component: plasma membrane. NCBI's taxonomy places the organism in Eukaryota, Metazoa, Chordata, Actinopteri, Clupeiformes, Clupeidae.